Messenger RNA from Drosophila innubila, 3753 nucleotides. It is a transcript of the gene CoRest, whose product is annotated as REST corepressor. Bases 610 to 3501 code for a protein of 963 amino acids. The record is from RefSeq and is a predicted model, not a curated record. The transcript is spliced from 11 exons. Gene Ontology annotation, molecular function: transcription corepressor activity. Gene Ontology annotation, cellular component: transcription regulator complex; histone deacetylase complex. NCBI's taxonomy places the organism in Eukaryota, Metazoa, Arthropoda, Insecta, Diptera, Drosophilidae. Gene Ontology annotation, biological process: negative regulation of DNA-templated transcription; regulation of transcription by RNA polymerase II.
UAAUUGAUAAACUGUGUUUAAUAACGACGUUCAGAUAAUUAUAGUCAAAACGGCGUUAACUAAUUUUGUGUGGCAAGAAAGCGACACCAAAAAGUACGGACCAACGACAGACAAAGCUACGCUACGGUCGUCAAUGGCAAAGUGCGCUGUGAACGGCCAAUGCAGAAUUGUCAUACGCGAGUUUUUUUUCGCGUUUCAGUUUAGGUUUUAGUUACCUGCGCGCAACAACCCCGUCGCUUUGGCCGUCGUGCUUGCGUCCUCCGUUUCCUCAAAAAUCAAACUCAACAAAUUCAAAACGCUGCACUUAAAUGCUUGCAUUUUGAAUUUAAAUGCUUUUGCUGAUAGUUUUAAUUUGCCCGAGCUCAUUGUGUGUAAAUACAUAAGCGAAAGCAGCGCAAACAGCUCGCAAUACCCGCGUAUUUCUUUUGUGAGGAACGCGCGUCUUUUUUUUUUCAUCUGUACUGUUGGGUUGCUCGGACAGCCGCGGACAGCAUUUAAGUUGUUCCUCGGCUUGGCCGCAAUAAUUCUUUGACACGCCAACGUAUUAUAAUAAUAAAAGGCAUCACGCUGGAGAAACAAAAUAAACGCGCUCAGCUCAUACGAGACAAAAUGGUGUUGGCCGAGCGCAACACCGGCGACGUCGUCCGCAAUGGCCGACGCUCACGUGGACCCAGCCCCAAUACGCAUACAAGCGGCGCUGGCGGCGGCGGAGGCGCUGCCAAUGCUCACAACGCUGGCAGCGGAAUUGGUGGAGGAGGAGGCGGGGGAGGAGGUGGAGGGAAUUCCACAAAUGCCACAGUAAAUGAGAAGGCCAAUGCCGCACCGGGUGCGGGCACACCGGAGAGUUCAGACGAUGACAAUUCAACAAAACGCAAUGGCAAAUCCAAAACCAAGCAGUCGGAAUACGAAGAGAAAAUACGCGUUGGACGCGACUAUCAAGCGGUGUGUCCACAGCUGGUGCCGGAACUGGAUCGUCGUCCGGAGUUGAUGAAUGAACGCGCCUUGUUGGUCUGGUCCCCCACCAAGGAAAUUCCCGAUAUGAAGCUUGAGGAAUACAUUUCGGUGGCCAAGGAAAAGUACGGCUAUAAUGGUGAACAGGCAUUGGGCAUGCUAUUCUGGCAUAAACACGAUCUCGAGCGUGCUGUCAUGGACUUGGCCAACUUUACACCGUUCCCCGAUGAAUGGACCACCGAGGAUAAGGUGCUCUUCGAGCAGGCAUUUCAAUUUCAUGGCAAAAGUUUCCAUCGCAUCCGUCAAAUGUUGCCGGAUAAAUCGAUAGCCAGUUUGGUUAAAUACUAUUAUUCGUGGAAGAAAACUCGACAUCGCAGCAGCGCCAUGGAUCGUCAGGAAAAGAUGAUAAAGGCCGCUGUCAAGGAUGGUUCCGAGAAUGGCAGCGAAGUGGGCAGCAAUGAGGAAUCUGAUAACGAUGACAAGAGGGCGAACAACAACAAUUCCACCAUGAACAACAACAACAAUAGCAACAAUAGCAAUAGCAACACUAGCAACAGCAGCAGUCACAAUGCUGGCACACAAACAACAACACAACAAGCAAGCAAUGGAAACAACAACAACAACAGUAACAGUAAUUCAACUGGCGACACUGGCAACAAUGGCGGCGGCGGCAGCAGCAGCAGUGGCGUUGGCAGCGGCAGUGGCAGCGGCGUCGGCAGCAGCAGUAAUAAUAGCAACAGCAACAACAACAACGAUCUGGACUCGGAUCAACUCUGCAUCUAUACAAAUGCCAUUGGCGAAGAUAUGCUCGGCUUUGGGCUGCCAGGCUUUGGUCUGUCAAUCGAUAAUGGCGCCGAUAGCGCCGAUAUCGAUAAGAGCAAUGGCAACACAGCAGCAGGAGCAGCAGCAACAGGAACAGGUGGCAACGCCCGGCGCGUCGUUGUUGGCGGUUUUUGCAAAAAUUGCAAUGUUGUCUGCUACAUUUUAUUCGAUUCGCCGUUGGGGCGCAUGUGUAAAAGUUGUCACGCACACUGGAGACGCACCGGCAAUCGCCGUCCCAUCUCCGGCCCGGAGAGCUUUCAACUCACAAAACGUUCCACACACAAUAACGCUGCUGCCGCGGCGGCAGAUCGCUCCAAGCGCAAACCGCCACGCGGCAUGUACAUCAAUCACGAUGAUCUCAUCUCCUUGGCCGGCUGUAAAAAUCCAUGUGAAUAUUUGGCCGAAGGCGAUCGUAAAAUUGCCGCCCUACUGGCAGAUAUACAAAAGAAUAGGCAAAUGAUGGAGCAGCUGGAGAAGGAUUGCAGCGGUCACGUCCAGGAAGAGAGCGCACCCAAAGCAACAACCCCAACUGAAGGAGCAGCAGCAACAGCGGCAGCUGCAACUGGAGCUGGAACUGGAAGUGGCAAUGGAACAGCAGCUGGAACUGGAAAUGGAGCAGCUGGAGCUGGAACUGCAACUGCAACGGCAGCUGGAGGAGCAGCAGCAGUGACUCCUCCCGCCCAGCCACCUCGCACCACAGCACGUUGGACAGCUGAUGAGAUUCAAGUGGCAUUGCUGGCGUUGCGGGACUACGGCAAAAACUUUCCGAUGAUUGCCAAGGUGGUUGGCACGAAGACGGAGGCGCAUGUGCGCACAUUUUAUGUGAGCAAUCGACGUCGUUUCAAUCUGGAUCAGAUUGUGAAGGAGUACGAGGCGACGGUCAAGGCGGAUGAGGAGGAGAACAAUGAUGCAGCAGCGGCAACAGCAGCGGCAGCAGCUGCAGCAACUGGCAACAGUGUUGGAGAUGUCACUGCGGGAUCAGGAUCAGGAUCGGGAUCUGGAUCGGUUAAAGCAGCCGCUAAUGAUGCCAGUGAGGUUAACAGCCAAGAGUUGCUGGCCAAAAAGGAGGAAACAGCCAGCACAACAACCACAAUCACCACCUCGACCAAGAAGAAGCCUGAACUGAUGAAUGCAACAGUUGCUCCAACUGCUUUAAAGAGCAGCGAUAGUGGAGCCGGAGCAACAACUGGAGCAGGUACAGCUGCUUCGGUUCCAUCUGCUCCAACUGCUGCAGCUGCUGCUGCCAACAACAACAACAGCAACAACAAAUCAAUUGCACCCACCAUAACCAUUGUGGAUGAGUCGGACACGGCGACCAGUUCCAGCAGCGAUGUGACCAACAGCAACAGCAACAGCAACACUGCACUGACAGCAACAACAGCAACAACAGCAUCAACAACAGCAACGGCAACGGCAGCAGCAACAAGUGGCAACUCGGUCUCAUCGCUGUCGGGUUUGAGCAGCAGCAACAGCAGCAGCCAACUUGCCAAAUCAUCAACCACAUCAGCAUCCACAACAUCAUCAUCAUCCACAACAUCAUCAGCCACAGCAACAACAACAACUGCGACCAACAACCACCACAACGAUGCCGACAGCAUGGAAUCCACAUCCCUCAAAUCCACAAAUCACGCCGUUGCUAAACGUGACAAUUCCGAUAUGAACACUGCCGAAUUGCCGCCUGCCAAAAAAAUGGCGUUGACUGUCAGCGCCGAGUUCCUUGCCAAGUGAGAGGCGUGUCCAGGAUCCAAAUGCAUAAGUAAUCCGACUGGUCUGAGGCCUGGCUGAUCACAGGCGUUAUAUAGACAACACAACAUAUAUAUAUAUAUAUAAAUUGAUAUAUAUAUAUAUGUAUUUAUAUAUAUAUUGCUAAAGGAAUCGUUGUAUCGUUAGCUGUUAGCAGUUGUGGUUGUGGCGUGUGUUUCACUUUUCUUAUUGUCUAGUUCUCUUAGCUAUAUUAUACUCUACAACACUUGCUUUUAA